Drosophila guanche is the source of this 1017-nucleotide messenger RNA. RefSeq names its product trypsin-1. The coding region runs from base 25 to 915 and encodes 296 amino acids. NCBI's taxonomy places the organism in Eukaryota, Metazoa, Arthropoda, Insecta, Diptera, Drosophilidae. Gene Ontology annotation, molecular function: serine-type endopeptidase activity. The record is from RefSeq and is a predicted model, not a curated record. Gene Ontology annotation, biological process: proteolysis. The transcript is spliced from 2 exons.
CACACACCCACCCAUUGCCCAUAAAUGGCCCGACACCAUUGCGUUCCUCGUAUACGGACAUCCAACAUGGCGCUGUGCGGACCGAUUUGCCUGCUCCUGAUGGCUUCCGCCUGCGUGAUCGGAGUCUUUUCGGACGAUGGAAAGAUUGUGAAUGGAACUACCGCAUCGCCGGGCGAGUUCCCCUUUGUGGUGUCACUGCGUCGCGCCAAAAGCGGUCACCAUUCUUGCGGGGCCACGCUGCUCAAUUCGGACUGGGUGCUGACGGCUGCACACUGCGUGAAGGGAUCGACGCCACAGCAGCUGAACCUGCAGUACGGCAGCCAAAGUUUGGCGAGAAAUGCGAGCAAAGUGGUGCAGGUGGUCGCGAUUCAUGUGCAUCCCGGCUAUGAGCCACAGGACAAGUAUCUGAACGACAUUGCGCUGCUGCAGCUGAAGGAUUCCGUUGUCCUGGGCACACGCGUCCAACCGGUUCGCUUGCCGACACCGGAGCAGCCGACAUUCGCCAACAGCAGCGCCGUGCUCGCUGGCUGGGGAUUAAAUGCGACGGGAGGCGUGGUGCAGCAGCAGCUGCAGAAGGUCCAGCUGCAGGUGUUUAGCGACGAUGAUUGCAGCGAUCGUCACCAGACUCAGUUGCACGCCAGCCAGAUCUGCGCCGGAGUGCCCGAGGGCGGCAGGGGCCAGUGCAGCGGCGAUUCCGGUGGUCCGUUGCUGCUUGCCGGAUCAGACACACAGAUCGGUAUUGUGUCCUGGAGCGUGAAGCCCUGUGCCCGUCCGCCCUAUCCGGGCGUUUUCACAGAGGUGUCUGCACAUGUCAACUGGAUUGUGGAGACGGUGGGUGCUGCCGCCUCCACGUCGUCGUGGCUCUGGAUUGGUCAACUGAUUGUGGGCCGCACGCCGCCAGUUUUGUCGCCCUAAAGUCGUAUCAACCCACUUGGAAAUAAAAAUCCUUUGCAUUUACGCUAACUCUAUCUAAUUUUGUCCUAAACAAUUUGCCUAAAGGAACACGAACGAACAAAC